CUUCUACUUAUUUUGCUCCCUUUGUUCUCCGUCUUUUUUUGCCUUGCUGCAUGAUGGCUGGUUGGCCACAGGAAUGCUCCUUUUGUUUCAGGAAGAAACACACCCAGGAGUUAAGACCAGUUGUGCCCUUCACCCCCUAGUUAGCUAGGGAAAGAGAAGUAAGGGCUCCAGGGCCUUUCACCAAGGCACCACUUAUCUCUCUUAGACAAACAGACACUUCCUGUCUUCCUCUUUCCCCACUGCAUCACAGUCAUCUAGCAGUACUGAACCAGUGUCAUCCUCUGUGGUCCCCAGGACUCCUUAAAGGAGUUGUUUGCACAUGACACCUUAAUUGUGGCAUUUCCUGGUUCUAGAAUUCUUAACAUUGCAACCUUGAGUUCUCCUGAUGUAGUUUUUUUUUAUGGUAUAUACACAAAUUUGUCAUGUGCCCUGUGUUGAUGAGGAAUAUAUUUAUGUGAGUAAAGACCUGACUCUGCAUUCCUUAUGCACCCAAAACGCCUACUGGAGGGAGUUCUGAGUGCAGAGAAUGCCCAGUUAGAGGAUUUAGACAAUUUUCAUUAAUUUUAGUGGAAGUUAUGGUUGGAAUUUUCAAAGGAGUUUAAGGACAUUAGGUGAAAUUCACUUCCCAGUGAAUUUCAGUGGCAUUUGGGUACCUAACUCCUUGGGCUCCUUUGGAAGUCUCAGCCUUUGCAUCAAAUCCCCUAGAUAAGGGGUUCUCAACCUUUUUCUUUCUGAGGCCCCCCACAACAUGCUGUAAAAACUCCAUGGCCCAUCUGUGCCACAAUAAGUGGUUUUCUGCAUAUAAAAGUCAGGGCAGGCAGGGGAAGCAAGGAGGGCAAUUGCUUGGGACCCCAUGCCACAGGGGCCCCCGCAAGGCUACAUUGCUCAGGCUUUGGCUUCAGCCCUGGGCAACGGGGCUCAGGGUCCUGGGCUUCACCCCUAUACGGUGGGGCUUUCAGCUUUCUGAACCCCAGCAAGUCUAACCCUGACCAUGCUUGGAGGACCACCUGAAACAUUCUUGUGCCCCCCAGACCCCUGGUUGAGAACUACUGCCCUAGAUGGCUUUGAAAAAUCUCUACCUGUAUCUAUAAAACAGAGACCUUUAUUGCAUUCAUUGCAUCUAGCUUGUUCUGUUUCUUGUGAAAUGAUCAUAAAUCUCUCCUUGCUACAGCUCAUUCUACUGUCUUGGUGUAUAUAGUGCCCUUCCUUUAAACUCCAGGUCUGAGACUGUUUAUGUCACCCAGCCUAGACGAUGUCAAGUGUCAGAUGUCCCCAGAGCAUUCAUUCAGCGGACAAGUAUGCCAGAGUCAGUGCUGUACUGCUCUCUCCAUGAUCCAGGUACCCCCUGCCCACCUGGCUACAACAACAACAAGACAGUGUCCAUAUGGGGCUACGGAGGGCGAAUGGAAAUGACAGCUUCCAAGUUCAUGAGCAUGCAGCGUGCUUUCCAGCCAGAUUGGCUUCAGUGCCUCUCUGACGGAGACACUAUUUCUGGUGAAACCUCCAGAAAGCGGGCCAAGAAGUCUGUGGACCGGUCACUUUCCUUCCUGGAUGAGUGCCUUAAGCUGCAGGAGAAAUCACCGGAGCUGCAGGGCAGCAUGAUGGUUGGAGUGAUCGAAGGUGGGGACGUGUUGGAGGAGAGACUCAGGUCGGCUAGAGAGACUGCCAAGCGACCUGUGGGUGGUUUCCUGCUGGAUGGUUUUCAGGGACAAGCCAUGGCCAAGGAGACCAAGCUGAAACUGAUGGCUUCUGUCACAGCGGAGCUGCCGGAGGAUAAACCAAGACUCAUUCAUGGCAUUGGCAAGCCGGAUGAGGUACUCGAAUGCAUUGAAAGAGGAGUGGACGUGUUUGAGAGCUUUUUUCCCUACCAGGUGACAGAGCGGGGCUGUGCCCUAUCCUUCAGCUACGAUUACAAUCCUGACCCUGAAGCUGCAGUCAGUAAACAAAAUGGGAUCCAGGAUGCAGGAAAAAAUGGCACUGAAAAAGACAUAAAUGAAACCUCAAAAGCUGACCCAGAAAUAACUUUGUUCGAGAUAUUUUUGAAAGAGAAAAGGUACCGGGAUGAUUUUGGUCCCUUGGUGCACGGAUGCACCUGUUACUGCUGUCAGAACCAUAGUCGAGCCUACGUCCAUCACCUCCUGGUGACCAAUGAGCUGUUGGCUGGUGUCCUGCUCAUGAUGCAUAACUUUCAGCACUACUUCAGCUUCUUCCACUCCAUCCGAGAUGCACUGAGAGAUGACAGGCUGGAUCAGCUGAAGGAGCUCAUCUUCAGGCAGGCACUCUGAGACCCAGGAAAUGCAUAGCCAGGCCAGUGAGUGUGGGGGAGAAGAGGUGAGCGAGAACUAGUGAAGGGGGGAAGGCUCCAGGUUUUGUCACUUCCCAAGGGGAUCAUAUUAUCUGGAGUGCCUGCAGUGUAUUCUGGAUUUGUGAGGCUAGACGACAGGAAAGGAAGAUUUUUCCCCUCACACCAGUUAAGUGGAGGAAUUGGAAGGGAGACUAGCUGGAAAAGACCCUCUAGAGGCUUGCAGGACCAGUGCAACUACCUUUUGUAUUCAGUGAUCAAACAGCAUUUCUGGGGGCAACAGAACUCUCAGGCUUGGGGUGGGGAGAAAAGGAGACAGAUGCAUUAUGGGAGACUCCCAGCUGCCAUUUUGGGCUGUUGCUUCAACCUCAGUGAAUGAAACAGAUGAAUGUCAGUCUAAUUAGGAUUUGUAUCUCUUUAAAGAAAUCCUUGUGGGGGACAAGGGAAGGGAUAGUCUUCACGUAUUUGCUUGGAAUGAGGUUCAGCCUCAUCCUAACACCUCUCUUCUCAAGGCCACAGCUAACAUUCCUCCUACUGAUGUUGACUGCAUGGGAGGCUUUCGAAGCUGUUCAAUGCCAGCCCCUCUUCCUCCUCUUCUCCAUGCUGCCUCACAGUUCCAGUCCAGGGAGAGAGGGAUAGUAUAUAGCUUAUAGCUAUCUCCCAUGUCGCAGUUCAGAGCAUUGCCAAUAAGCCAACACACCAAUCCCCCUUGGUAGCUUGGGACCCUCCAACCUAGGUCUGGCCUUGCAUGGUACUGCAGAGCAUCAGCCACAGGGCUGGUCCCCAUCCGUGGCUCUUUGGGCAUUCGAUCUGUAGUCUUUCUGGCUAUAUAUUCUGCUACAGGGUUUUUUGACUCUGCCAUUCUGCCUUCAUGAGCUAGAAUCUCACUCCCAGAUUGGCAUGUGGAUAGCACUGAACAUGCUACAGUCACGUUGGCUAUAUUUGGCUGCUGAGAUCCUAGUGGAUUACACAAACGCUGAUGUGAGAUGAAGCCACAUAAAUGAUUGAAACCCCACAGAACAAGGCAUUGUUUUAAAACCAUAUGAUUCCUUUUUUAAUAUUAUUUUUCUCUGUUAUAUUCCUCUUACUAGGUUUUUUAUGUCCCUUAUACUGGAAUCAUUGAUGUAUUUAUCUCAUUUUAUGAAAACAUCAAUAAAACUAUUUUUCACAUUCUGAAUUUCUUCCUAGUCUGACCAACCGACCAUAGGCCAUACGGUUUCCCUGUAUUAAUUCC
Messenger RNA from Mauremys mutica (yellowpond turtle), 3536 nucleotides. RefSeq names its product queuine tRNA-ribosyltransferase accessory subunit 2 (gene QTRT2). The transcript has 7 exons. NCBI's taxonomy places the organism in Eukaryota, Metazoa, Chordata, Testudines, Geoemydidae. The record is from RefSeq and is a predicted model, not a curated record. Bases 1299 to 2285 code for a protein of 328 amino acids. Gene Ontology annotation, molecular function: tRNA-guanosine(34) queuine transglycosylase activity.